AUGUGUCCCUCUCAGGAAAACAUUUAUGUAUAUUGUGUUCAGAUUAGUAUUAUAUCUAGUGAACAUGCUUUAAUAAGUUGUGAUCGUCUCUUCCAGUCUCCAGGUUCUGCUUACUAUAUAUUCAGUUGCACAGAAAAAAAACUACUUCAUAUUGGCUUCUCAGGUUGCCUCUCUCUCUCUGACCUCAGAUACUCCAAGAUCUAUGACCCAGCCAGCUGGCUGGAUAUCGACCCAGUGUACGGAAGGAUUUCCACCAUCGCCAUCCUUGAUCGAGAGUCUCCCUUUAUCAAGAACAAUCUCUACAAUGUUACUGUCACAGCCUCUGAUAAUGGCAUUCCUCCUGCCACUGGUACAGGAACCCUUCAGAUUCACCUGCUGGACAUAAAUGACAACGCGCCUAAUGUGUUCCCUCCUGAAGUGGAAAUGUGUGAGAAACCAGAUCCAAACUCCUUAAACAUCACAGCCAAUGACCCCGACCUGACUCCCAAUGCUGGACCCUUUGUGUUUGAGCUGGCAAGUCGUCCUUCAGAUGUACGUCGCAACUGGACCCUCAGUCGCCUGAAUGGCGAGUCCGCCCAGCUUCACCUGCGGAUCGGUUUUCUUGCCAGUGGCAUCUAUGAGCUCCCCAUUGUGAUCACAGACUCUGGCAACCUGCCCAUGUCUAACACAUCCUUCCUGAGGGUUAAGGUCUGUCCCUGUGAUCGCCAUGGAGACUGUGUGGACAUGGAGAAAAUGAUUGCUGCUGGAUUGGGCACUGGAGCUAUUAUCUCCAUCCUCAUCUGUAUCAUCAUACUAUUAGUGCUGGUACUCCUCUUUGUGAUGUGGAUGAAGAGGAGGGAUAAAGAGCGUCAGGCCAAGCAACUUCUGAUCGACCCAGAGGACGAUGUCCGAGACAACAUCCUCAAAUAUGAUGAGGAGGGAGGUGGAGAAGAGGAUCAGGACUAUGACCUGAGCCAACUGCAACAACCUGAUGCCCUGGAGCCAGAGUGUGUAAAAGUGGGGAUCAGACGUCUGGACGAGAGGCCCCUCCGCCAUGACCACCAGUACCCCCUCCGCUCUGCAGCCCCUCAACCAGGAGAUAUAGGAGAUUUCAUCCAUGAGGGCCUGAAGGCUGCAGACCAUGACCCCACAGCUCCCCCUUACGACUCUUUGCUGGUGUUUGACUAUGAGGGGAGCAGUUCCACUGCCGGCUCCCUCAGCUCCCUGCACUCUUCGUCAAGCUGUGGAGACCAGGAUUACGAUUACCUUGGCGACUGGGGGCCACGUUUCCGCAAGCUGGCCGACCUGUACAGUGGAGGAGAUGACUAGCGUCAUCGGCCCUCCACUAAUGGAUCCAACCCUACUGUCCUUGCUGCAAGGUUUAGGUGGUGGGUGGGUUAAAACAGAAAAUAUUGGAUUACAUUUGGGUUUUGGCUCAACACUUCUGUAUUUCAAUGGACCAGCUUGUUUACGGGAUCUGCUGCCUCUUGAGGGCCAUCGAUAAUAGCAGGGGACGAUGGUGACUCUUGGCCUAGCGAGGCCUUCCACUGAUGAGCAUCAAUGGGCUGGAUCUGAGAAUUAACUGUUGUGCUUCUGAAUGUGUGAAGACUGAGCUCCGGCAGCCAUACUACAGAUGCUCGCUGACACUUGAGUCUUACAGUACAGCAACACUGGGGUAAAAAUGUGCCUUUUUGUGCAUUCUUUUGAUUGUGUUCAACUUAUGUUGAUUUAAAGUUCCUUAGGGUUUUGCAAUAGCAACUACAGGGGCAUAUGCCAUUAUGAAUGUGUGUGUAUUAAUAACCCCCUUCAUUGUUUG
Messenger RNA from Poecilia latipinna (sailfin molly), 1795 nucleotides. Its product is annotated as cadherin-2-like. The transcript is spliced from 7 exons. NCBI's taxonomy places the organism in Eukaryota, Metazoa, Chordata, Actinopteri, Cyprinodontiformes, Poeciliidae. Gene Ontology annotation, biological process: homophilic cell-cell adhesion; calcium-dependent cell-cell adhesion; cell migration. Gene Ontology annotation, molecular function: cadherin binding; beta-catenin binding; calcium ion binding. The coding region runs from base 1 to 1308 and encodes 435 amino acids. Gene Ontology annotation, cellular component: cytoplasm; presynaptic active zone membrane; neuron projection. The record is from RefSeq and is a predicted model, not a curated record.